Triplophysa rosa is the source of this 2921-nucleotide messenger RNA. It is a transcript of the gene phf21b, whose product is annotated as PHD finger protein 21B. The record is from RefSeq and is a predicted model, not a curated record. The transcript has 13 exons. Lineage: Eukaryota; Metazoa; Chordata; Actinopteri; Cypriniformes; Nemacheilidae. The coding region runs from base 376 to 2001 and encodes 541 amino acids.
AACCGAAGCGCAACUUUUUCCUCAGGCAAUGUGAAAUCCAGCCGCGCACUCGGACAAAAUCUAGUCCCCCGUUUUCAACUCAAAGUUCCGCAAAUAGACCCCCGCGUUUGGGAUCGAUCGAAAACGCGUUCGCGGCGUCGUUUACGGAGCCGAUCUACGUGAGCGGCGGCAUCUUUCGCUCGUGUUUUGAGCACUUUUGUUUAUACUGGCGUAAAGUGGGUGAUGAGUCUCGCGGCCAGUGAAGAAGCAAGAACUUGCUGUGCAGCCCGAGUAGUUCUUUCGAUUGUUAUUGUUGCUUUUAAAAAUAUUUGGAAUACGCCACAAAUAACGCGGAUCGCGUCGAAAGUGGAGGAAAAGUGCUUCUGAAGUCGCAAUAUGGAGCUACAAGGCCUUCAAGAGGCACUGAAAGUAGAAGUCCAAUGUCAUCAGAAGCUCGCCGUCAGAAGUUGUCCUGUGGGGGCGGCCGCCAAACCCCUCGCCCUAAUCAAGCCGCCCAGCCAGAGCAUCGCCGUCUCUGUGGUGCCGGCCCAGACUCCCGUUUCCAUGGUGACGGCACACAUUAACGGACAAAAGACGCUGAGUUCUGAGACGCUCCAGACGUCCCCCAUCAACCUCCAAACGCCCGCCGGACAAAACAUCAGCCGCUCACAGAUGUUGGGAGCCCUCACUGCGAUCCCCAUCAAGGUGCCUCACGUGAGCUGUCUUCAGAGGCUGGCGGGACACUCGCCCAGCGUGCUACCUCAGGUUAGGCCAAAGACUCUUAUUCCAGACAGCCUUCCCCACAGUCCAUGUCGAGAGCAGCAGUCGGGCCAGACGCUGGCCGUGUCGCAGGGCAUGGCUGUGAUCAGCCCAAAGAGCCAGGGCGCAUCUCUGCCAACUGCCAACAGCACCUUCCGCAAUGAGAGACUGUCCAACAGGCAGGAGGAGAGUUCAUCGACGCCAAUGGCCGUGCCCGGCGUCUCCACGGCCAACCCCGGAGUGGCGUAUGCCAUCAUCUCUGCGGCUUCGCCCGUGACUCACGGCGUGUUGGGAGUCACAGAGGCCAUCAAGGUGCAGCCUCUGAUCUUCAGCCCGGACAGCAAGGUUAUAAUCAUCCAGCCACAGAUUCCCAGCAGCUCUCCAGCCUCACAGACAGACAGUGCCGUACGUGAACCGAGCCCCGAUCCCUCGACCCCAGCCAAAAAGACAGAAGAGGAUCCAGAGAAAAUUGCCUUUAUGGUGUCAUUAGGUCUGGUGACGACAGAACAUCUGGAGGAGAUUCAGAGUAAAAGACAGGAGAGGAAACGACGCACUACAGCGAACCCUACGUACAGCGGCCUGUUCGAACCCGAGCGCAAACGCCUCGCCUCGCAUUACCUGAACAGCGCGAUGUUUCUGUCGGCAAAAGACUCUGAGGAACUGGGUUGGAAGGAGGAGCUGCAGCAUGAUGAUCACUGCGCAGUGUGUAAAGAAGAUGGAGAUCUUCAGCCGUGUCACACCUGCACCCGAGCGUACCACCCCGACUGCCUGCACCCCCCUCUCAAAACUGCCAGCAGGGCCAUGUGGAUGUGUCCCAAGUGCCAGAAGAAAGUUUUGAACAAAGAAAACUUGACGUGGCCACAGAACUUCAUCCAGUCGUAUGUGACGCACAAAACAGUGAGAGAGGAGGAGAGGAGGAAGCUCAUGAGAAGAAACGGUGAACUGAAGAAAGAGUGUGAACAUCUGAGCGAACAGGACCAAAGACUCGGCAACUCUCUGUCGAAAUGCAUGGAGCUGAAGGAGCGUCUCCUGAGUGAACAGCGGGACACGCAGGCCUCUCUGGAGCGCCUCAAGACUUUGAUACGCCUCAUCCAGCGCGACCAGAUGAUUCAAUUCACCAUGACGGCCACCACCACGGGAGCGUCGCUGCUCUCCCUGCCCUGGAUCAAAGCCACGGGCGGCAGCACCAGCACCACGCCUCCAUCUGUAGGCCCCGCCGCGGUACUGCACAAAACCCUGCUGCAACCGCAAGACAACAACUGACCCCAGACGCACACCAGAUCACCAAACACAUUCGUACUGAGACACGUUGUCUUCUGGUAACGCGAAUGGGGGGAAGCGCAAAAGAAGUUAUAAUCGUCUUUCGAUUCAUGAGUAUUUUUUAAAGCCAAACACGCACACAGUGCUCACAAGAUUUUUUUUACUCACCGUUUUUGAAUGGGUUAUUUUUCUUGGCCUUACUGUAUUUAUGACUAGAUCAAAUGCCGUCGCAGAUAUAUGAAAUGAGCGUUCUACAUAGCUAGAGGCGUUUUUGUUAUGCUUUGCGUUUUUUACAGGGGGGUUCGGUGUUCGUGGGCGGGGUCUGUGGGUGGGAGGGUUACGGUAGUUGUAGUUGUCUUGGCAGGCGACGUACGAGACAGAGAGCACUGUACAUUGAUAUAUUUGAAUAGAUGGUUAGCAUUUUCAGCAAACAGCGGUUGCCAUAAUAAUUCAGGUUAAAGCGAGACGGACGAGCAGACGAACACGAAAGACAAAUAAACAACAAGGAACUUUUUCAGUAUUAAUAGAGUUAAAAGAACAAAGUAUUUACGAUAACAACAGAAUUUAGCCUUUUUAGUGGAGAUUUGAGUAUUUUCGUGCGGAUGCCUGGGAAUCAUUUCAGACCAGUAUUGGCGGGAGGGAUCGUCGUUGUACAUAUAUUUAUGUUAUUUUGGCUGUCCCAACAAAAAAAGCAAAAGGCCAUUUAAGUUCUUUGAGUGCCUGAUCCCAUUAUCCAAAAACUUUGAUUUUGUUUGCCCACUUUAUAAGAUAUGCCAAAAACCAGGAGCGGUUUUGUACCGUUGACGUUUCAUCUCAUCUCGCUUCCGUCUGUUUUUAUUUUCCCUUACGUGUUGUUUGUUUUCUUUUUAUGAUCCUUCAUUACGUCAUGGACAUCCACCACAGCUGCAUUAUUAUUAUUUCUA